Molecule: messenger RNA, 876 nt
Organism: Mytilinidion resinicola
Lineage: Eukaryota; Fungi; Ascomycota; Dothideomycetes; Mytilinidiales; Mytilinidiaceae
Product: aquaporin-like protein
Exons: 3
Coding region: 1-675 (224 amino acids)
Biological process (GO): transmembrane transport
Cellular component (GO): plasma membrane
Molecular function (GO): water channel activity
Source: RefSeq, a predicted model, not a curated record
AUGUUUCUCUUCUUCGCUUUCGCAGGUACCCAGGUCGCCAAUAUCGGAUCCGGAAAUGGCGCUAGGAAUACCACCACAGGAGGUGACACCGGAUUCAACGUGGAGGUACUGCUAUACAUCUCGAUGGUAUUCGGCUUCAGCCUGAUGGUCAACGCGAUAUCAAUGACUAGAUGCACCAUUCUGAUUGUCGCUCAGCUUGCAGGCAGUAUUUUUGCAUCAUACCUCGUCAGCGUCAUGUUUCCAACGCCCUUGAAUGUUCGCACAACACUAUCCACUGACACGUCGAUUGCGCGAGGCAUCUUCAUCGAGGCGGUUCUGAAGGCCGAGCUUGUCUUUACUAUUUUUAUGCUUGCGAAGAAAAAACAUAAGGCAACCUUUAUCGCACCCGUCGGAAUCGGGCUCGCGCUGUUCGUCGCUGAGUUAGUUGGAGUCUUCUACACCGGCGGUUCUUUGAAUCCAGCAAGAAGUUUUGGACCGUGUGUUAUGACUGGCAUAUUCGACAAAGAACACUGGAUAUAUUGGGUCGGUCCAGGAAUUGGUGCUGUGAUAGCGGUGGCCUUCUACAAGGUCAUCAAAGUUCUUGAGUACGAAAUGACGAAUCUAGGGCAGGACGACGACGGUGGCGAGGACCUGGAGGCUGCAAUGGGCCAUAGCACGAAGGAAAGGGCGAGAUGAAGCGAAUCGGUAUGAUGCUCCUAAAGAUGAUGCUUACGAAACCGCCACGAACUUGAUGGAUUAGAGGUAUUUAUCGGGCGUAAGCAAUAAUCAGGAGAACAUGAUAGUGUCCGGGAUACUUUUGCCUUCACUGGCGUUUGGAUUGGUGAUGAUUCAUGGGCAUUGGAAGCGCUUAUGGGUUCUCAGCGUAGAUAGAUAGGG